CAACUGAUUACUUUGCAGUUAUGCUGAUCAAAAGAAACAAUGUUAUGCACCUGGAGCUGUAGGAAGACAUCCUGACAUGCCAAACAAAUAUGGUUACGAGAGAGGAAGCAUUCUUAAGUCCUCACUGAAGAUGGACAGGCAGAACAGCACAGGAAAAAAAAUCAAGAAAGGCAAAAACUUCCGUUCCAUAUCCAAGUCACUUAUGCUGUGCAACACUAAGAACAGCGAUGAUGGGUCCAGCCAGGAGGAGAAAUACUCUGAAAUCACUGAGAUAUCACGAUGCAGUGUGCAAGAUUGGGAAUCACCUUUUGGUGGCAUUCCACAAAACGAUAACAUGAUACCAGAGCCUACAACUAAGAAAAUUAUCCUAUCGAGAAGCACCUCUAAUGACAAAAGUCUGAACAAGUCCUCUCUUAAGGAAGCAGCUCUGAAUGCAUUUGUAGAAAGUCAAGCUAAACUGGAAAACCAUUCCCUACUACAAAUGAAGGUUCCAUGUGUGAGGACACGGAGUAACUCAACAAGUGUAAACCCGUACUGGAUUGGUGAAAUUGAUGCACCUGCAAGUAAGAAGCCCUUACUUUACAGAGACAGACAACCCCCCAACUUGUGUAGCAACAGAAAGUCUUUAUCUCAGCAAUUAGACUGUCCUUCGGGUAUUGUACAAGGUGUUUCCCGUUCAUCGAGGUCACUGAGUUCUGCGCACCUAGCGAACACGAGAAGCUCUUCACAAGUGUCUGUUAUUUCCAAUAUUAUUUUAAUGAAAGGCCAAGGCAAAGGACUUGGGUUCAGUAUUGUUGGUGGGAAGGACAGCAUUUAUGGACCAGUUGGCAUUUAUGUGAAGACAAUAUUUCCAGAUGGUGCAGCUGCAGCUGAUGGAAGACUGCAAGAAGGGGAUGAAAUUCUAGAACUGAAUGGAGAGUCAAUGUAUGGCUUAACACAUAAUGAUGCUCUGCAAAAAUUUAAGCAAGUGAAGAAAGGAGUUCUGACACUAACAGUUCGAACAGGACUCAGCCCUCCAGAUUUUAAAGGAUGCAACUCUCAGAUGGUCCGAUCUAAAAGCUCCAGUACCUGUGCAAUGAGGGACCAUAGCCCCCUUCAUCCUGAGAAUACUUCCUCUUUAUUCAGCUCCAACCCAAAUGACAGAGUCCUUAUUGAGGUGUCAUUACAAAAAGAGUCCGGCGUUGGCCUGGGAAUUGGCUUGUGUAGUGUUCCAAACUGUGGAGGCAUUUCUGGAAUAUUUAUCCACACUCUUUCUCCAGGGUCUGUGGCCCACAUGGAUGGACGGCUCAGAAAAGGUGAUGAGCUUGUGGAAAUAAAUGAACACACUGUCACUAACAAGCCACUGAAUGAAGUCUAUGCACUUCUAAGUCACUGUAACACUGGAGCAGUCAUUAUCCUCAUUAGUAGACACCCAGACCCACAGGUCUCUGAGCAGCAGCUGCAGCAAGCUAUGACUGAAGUUAUGGAAAAAGAAUAUCCCCACUGGAAUAUGGAGGGUGAUAGGAAGAUGGCGUCAUGCUGCCAUGGGAAAUAUCAAUGUGAGAGCUGCAUAGAGAAGCAUGCUGCAUACCUAUAUUACAGCCGGAGGGAGCAGAGGCAAAUGGUUCGCUCCAGCAGUGACAGCAAUUAUAAUCCUAGGCCAAUGAACCAGAACGCGGACUCCUGCCAACUGUAUGGUCUGAAAAGUCGGGUGCACAGCGUGGACGUGCCUGUGCGAACAGAGCCCAUACAGACUCAUUACUCUGCUCCUGUAAGGCUGGGAGAUUAUUCACCUACUGCCAUUGAUGCUUUAACCUCAACUCAGGUCCUCUGCAAGAAAACUAGUAGCCACUCUGGAGAGAUCAUAGUUAAGAAGUUAACAUCAAAACCAGCUCCCCCACCUAGGAAAUAUUAUAAGCAAGACUCAAAGGAAGAUGAAGCAGGAAAUUCGAUUCUGAAGGGAAACCAGCAAUUGACAGCCCACAGUGAGCUAGAUACAUCCUUAUCUUCUGCUGACUCUUCUCAUACAACAACUGUUGAUCAGAUAUCUCCUGACUCAGGAAAUUCGGUUGUGUCUCAUCACAAGCCAUUGUUAAGAAGACAGGUGUGUGUUGACUACAGCUUUGAUACAACUGCAGAAGACCCGUGGGUCAGGAUUUCUGAUUGUAUUAAAAACUUGUUUAGCCCCAUCAUAACUGAAGACCAUAGUCUUAUGGAUAUGGAUGGAAAUAUUAGCACAGGGGAGGAUAGCUGUUCCUCUAUACAAACAGAACAAGAAUGCCAGCAAAUGUAUGGUGAUGAAUCCAGUUCUCAGACAGGGGGUAGUGAAGAUUUAACUAUCCUGAAAAAAGGUCCUCCUGUGGCACCCAAGCCAUCCUGGUUUCGCCAGAGUUUAAAAGGAACCAAGAAUGUAAAUCGCUCAUGGGACAAUAGUGGUUUUGAUAAACCCAAAGAACCUAGUAACAUUUCUAGACCACACGUUUCAAACCGAACAUCUUCAAUCAAACAGAGAAUAAGUUCAUUUGAAACUUUUAGUAGCCCACACCCAGUAACAAAAGGGAACAACAGGCCUAGCUCUCAGUCUCCAGUGCAGCCUAAAAACCCAGUUCACAAGGAAGUUGAAGUAGAAUGUGUUACAGUGUCUUUCAAUAAGGUCUCAGUGAACUCAGUUGAAAGUAAAGAUGAAAAAGUAAUUGAACCUCAACUGGUAUCUCCAGAACCGAUGGAUAAUAUGGAAGCCAGAGUGUCUUCCUCCCCACCAAAGAUUAACAUAUUGAAUGUUAGAAGAAGCAGCAGUACCAGUAAUGAGCCCCAGAUCUACUCUUCAUAUGCAGAGUUCACUGAGCCCCUACCAUUCAAGACUCCAAGCCAAAGAUCAAGGAGCUACCCACUUUCUUCCAGUUCAUCAGCUGGUACCACAAAGAAAGGUGAAAACUGCAGCAAAAUAUAUUCUAUUAGCAGUCAAGUGUCCUCUGCUCUGAUGAAAUCAUUGCUGGCUUUCCCUCAGUCUCCACUUCAGCAAAGUAAAGACUUAUGGCAGAAUGAGGCCACUGCAACAGAGGAAAGCCCUUGCAACUCCUUCACUGAAAACCACCUGCCGGACACUGGAUUCUCUGUGAACCUCUCUGAGCUAAAGGGGUAUGGAAUGGGACAGCCGGUAAAAGAGAAGGAAGAGACCAUUUCUGAGCAGCCAGUCUUUCUGCCUUCAUCUGCAGCCAGUAACAGCCAGUCUGUCAUAUCUCUACUUCCCAUUCAAGAGCUAAGCCAACUAAUAGAGGAAGUUAAAGCUCUGGAUGAAGAAACACUUAAGGAAUUUGAUGACAUUCAUGUGGUGGUCCUACACAAGGAAGAAAAUGCUGGCUUGGGCUUUAGCCUUGCUGGAGGACUUGAUCUGGAAAACAAGGCAGUAACUGUCCACAGAGUGUUCCCCGAUGGUCUUACCUCUCAAGAAGGAACCAUUCAAAAGGGAGAUAAAGUUUUGUCCAUCAAUGGAAAGUCACUGAAAGGUGUCACUCAUAGUGAAGCAUUGGGGAUUUUACGUGAGGCACGUCUACCUAGACAGAGUGUUAUAGUGAUAAAGAAAGAAAAGGAUGGAGAACACAGCUCCAGCUCAUCAGACUGUGCUGGGACUGAUGAACAAACAGCUGGAAAUUCGGACGAGGCGGGAUUUAUAACAACUGUAACUCUGGAGAAGUCUAUGGCUGGCUUAGGGUUCAGCUUAGAUGGAGGAAAAGGCUCCGUGCAUGGAGAUAAGCCAAUUGCCAUCAACAGAAUAUUUAAAGGUGUGUCAGAAAAGAAUGAUGCUGUUCAGCCUGGAGAUGAAUUGCUGCAGUUGGGAAAUAUCUCUUUGCAGGGCCUCACUCGCUUUGAGGCCUGGACUGCCAUCAAAACUUUGCCCAGUGGGCCAGUUCAAGCUGUUAUUAGAAGGAGCAGCAUCGCUGGCUCAGUCAAUCAAUAAAAAUCUCAGCAUGGACGAUGAUAAAGCUUCCACUUAAUGAACAAUGCUUAACUGGCAUCUUGGCAUGUUGUUGUUGCAAUAGGGCAGAAUUCUAACAAAUGCGAC
Molecule: messenger RNA, 4042 nt
Organism: Nanorana parkeri
Lineage: Eukaryota; Metazoa; Chordata; Amphibia; Anura; Dicroglossidae
Gene: IL16
Product: interleukin 16
Exons: 19
Coding region: 77-3937 (1286 amino acids)
Biological process (GO): induction of positive chemotaxis; leukocyte chemotaxis
Molecular function (GO): cytokine activity; CD4 receptor binding
Source: RefSeq, a predicted model, not a curated record